ACGCGCGUGGGAGCACCGCGCCAUCGUCUUCCUGUCGCGCCCCAUCUUCGCAAAGGGCUGCAUGGAGACGGCCGGCAACAAGGAGGUGAGGCACAUCGAGCACUCCGAGGAGCACAGCACGGAGGACGUGCUCUGGGACUUGUACGUCCGCUCCCACUGCGAGGGCGUGCGCCUCGCUCAGGACCAGAUCGCGGAGGACAGCUUCCGCGCCUUCCGCCCGCCAGAGAGCUGCCCCAUGUUGAACGAGGUAGAGCGCGACGUGGCGAUCGAUCAUAUCUGGCUCCACGG
Prorocentrum cordatum is the source of this 288-nucleotide messenger RNA. The record is from the annotation of a GenBank genome assembly. Lineage: Eukaryota; Dinophyceae; Prorocentrales; Prorocentraceae.